GGAUCUCUCAAACCACCAUGACAUGGCAACAUUUCUGUCAUUGUCUGCUGUGUUAUAAAGGGCCAAUUCAAUUCAACAGGGGAGUAAUACUCGCAGGUCUGGUGGAAGUGUAACUAAUACAGGCUGUGCUGAGGAGCUACCAUGCAUUGCUAAUGAGACACAUGCAGCCAGGAAGUUGUACUCGCAAAGCUCCUGAAGCUGCAUGUAGUUACCAAGCUUGAUGUCUCCUGCUCUUUUCCUCUUUUACAUUGCAUUCUUUAAAGUAAUGAGUCCAAUUAUCUAACCUCUGAAGAUUUAAACACACUGUAGAAAUACACAGUUGUAAGAUGCCCUAUAAUCAAAGCCCUUAAUUUGGAUAAAUUACCUUUUUCCAAUUUAUACUGAAAUGAACAUUGUAGGAAAGCUCAGUUUAAUGAUACCAUGGAGUAUAUUCUUGCUUCAUUCACUGCUGUCCACUUUGCAAGUAUCUUAUUGCAAGCCUCCUCUUUUGAGAAGAACUUUGAGAACUGAGUCUAAUGCAACUCGACAGAAAAGAGAUCUUGUAACAGCCGAGGUUCAAUCUGCCUCUCAGUUGCACCAUCAUGGGGCCCUGAUGCGGAGUCCACCAGGAGGUUCAUGUCCUCAGGAAUGCCUUAAUGGAGCAGCCUGCACAGAGGCAGGUGACUGUGACUGUCAGUUAUUUCAGGCUCAAGGAAGCAGGUGCCAAAUUGUACCUAACACUGGUAAGGACCGAGAUGGGAUUUGCAAAUCAUGGGGACAGUAUAAUUUUGAAACAUUUGAUGGCAUCUACUACUACUUCCCAGGGAAUUGCUCUUAUAUAUUUGCAAAAGACUGCAGUACUCUGGAACCUCAGUACACUGUUUGGGUUCAUAACAGUCCUCACUGUUAUGGUUCAGUAUAUACUUGUCAUAGGUCUGUCAGCUUAUUUUUUUCAAACCAAGAAGAAAUAAUGAUUUCUGGACAUGAAGUAAGAAAAAGUGGAAUCAGAUUAAUAUUGCCUCAGACAGUUGGAAAUGCUUUCAUUGAGAGGCUGGCUGACUAUAUUCUGGUGAAGACUACCUUUGGUUUUUCUCUUGCUUGGGAUGGAAACUCUGGUAUUUAUAUUAAGCUGACAGAAGAUCAUAAGGGAAAACCUUGUGGCCUUUGUGGAAAUUUUAAUGGCAAUAAAUAUGAUGACCUGAUACUUCAAAAUAGUGAAUAUACAGAAGACAUUGCUGAAUUUGCAAAUAGCUGGGCUGUGGAAGCCUCAGAUGAUAUAGCUUGUGUCCCUAUUGCCUCAGAUUUUUCCAGUCCUUGCUCAGCCAAUCCAGAAUCCACUGAGGACAUAUUCUUCAAGUGCCAAAUAUUCCUACAGUUUCCUUUUCUCAGCUGUCAUGAAAGUAUAGAUCCGUAUUCUUACAUUUCAAGCUGUAUGAAUGAUCUUUGCAGAGUGGAUGAUGAUGAAACAUACUGCAGGGCAGUGACAGAGUAUGCUAGAGCAUGUUCUCACGCUGGGUCCCCGGUGCGGGACUGGAGGGAUGACUUUCCUGCCUGUACUGAGAAGUGUGAAGACACCUUUGUUCACCGUGACUGUAUCAGUUGUUGUCCACCAACUUGCACAUUUGAAAAGGAUUGUCUUGGCAGCAAUCUGCACUGUUUAGAUGGCUGUUACUGUCCAGAUGGUCUCAUUAUGGAAAAUGGAACUUGUAUCUCUUUGUCAAAUUGUCCUUGUGUUUAUCAUGGAACCGCUUUCCCUGUAGGCUCAAAAAUUGAACAAGAAUGCAGCAACUGUAUUUGUGUUGGUGGCAUUUGGAACUGCACUGAUCAUGAUUGUCCAGCUGAGUGCUCCAUCACAGGCAGCUCUCAUUUCACGACAUUUGAUGGACGUCAUUUUACCUUUCUUGGAAUUUGCCAGUACAUUUUGGUAAAAGGCACUGGAAAAAACAAAUUCACAAUCACUUUACAAAAAGCACCUUGUGGACAGAACUUUGACCACGCCUGCAUUGAGUCUAUAACACUGGUUCUUGAAGAUGAUGAGAGGAAACAAGUAACUCUCACAAGAUAUGGUCAAAUCCAAACUGUCCCUAACCAAAUUUUUAACCUCAAUGGGGCUAUUGAAAUUCAGAAUAUAUCUUCUUUCUUUGUUCAACUGAAAACUAGUUUUGGUUUGAAGAUACUGUUUGCUAAAGAUGGAGAGAGGAUCUAUGUUCAAGUUGAUGUCAGCUGGAAGAGAAGAACAUUAGGACUAUGUGGAACUUACAAUGGAAAUUUAAGAGAUGAUUUCCUAUCUCCAGCAGGGAUGAUAGAAGGGACCCCACAACUUCAUGCCAAUGCAUGGAAGGUUUCCUCAGCUUGCUCCAUGCCUAUCAAUAUCCCUGUGGUUGAUCCCUGCAACGUGAAUCAGCAAAAUGCUGGGUAUGCAUCUCACUGUGAUAUCAUCAACCAAGACGUGUUUGCUCCCUGCCAUGCCUACAUCAGUCCAGGGCUGUACUACCAGCUCUGCCGCUUCGAUGCGUGCAAGUGUGGAAGCAGCUGCCUGUGCAACGCUUUGGCGCACUACGCUUAUGUCUGUGGCAAGCACGGCGUCAUCAUUGACUUCAGAUCUCAUGUGUCUUACUGUGCUGUCAUGUGUCACAGUGGUAUGCUUUAUCAUCAGUGCUCUUCUUUUUGUAAGCAUUCCUGUGCUUCACUUUCUAUGGUAAAUAUCUGUGCCGAUGACUGUGCAGAAGGAUGUAAUUGUCCUGAUGGGAAGUAUUUUGAAGAGUCAGUCAACUUUUGUGUAUCAAUAUCUGGCUGUCAUUGUCAUUACAAAGGCAGAGCUCUACAGCCUGGAGAAAUCCUUCCUAUGCCAACAGGGUCCUGUCAAUGUUUGAAUGGAACAGUGAAAUGUAUUGAAGCCACUACAGAAAACAUAGUUCACAUAUGCCCUGAAGGAAAAAUCUACUAUGACUGCAGAUCUCCUCUGCCUGGGUUGCCAGCAUCGGGUGUGAAUUGUGGGAUCUCUUGUGCAAACCUUGCCAUGAACUUCUCCUGUGUCCCCUCACCACCCUGUGCAAGUGGCUGCAUUUGCCCCCCUGGGAUGGCUGAGCACAGAGGGAAAUGUUAUAUUCCUGACAGUUGUCCAUGCACCUGGAAAGACAGAGAAUUUCUGUCAGGAGAAGUGAUAGCUACCCCAUGUUACACCUGCGUUUGUCGUAGAGGUGUCUUCAACUGCACCAGCUACCCCUGCCCUGCUGUGUGCACCAUUUAUGGAGACCGACAUUAUUACACCUUUGAUGGGUUGGAGUAUGAUUAUGUCAGUGACUGCCAAACUUACCUGCUAAAGAGCACAGAUAACUCAAAUAUAUCUAUAAUUGCUCAGAACAAAAAGUGCUUUGACAAUGAUAUUGUUUGCUCAAAGAAUGUUUUCAUCACUGUUGGAGACACUGAGAUUUAUUUUAGCGAACCUUCUGAGAAGCAGAAGACCCUAGGGGCACAAGAAAACAAAUCUAACUAUCAGCUCUGGAAGGCUGGAUAUUAUACUGUGAUACACUUUCCAGAACAGGACAUUACAAUUCUGUGGGAUAAGAAGACAAUGAUGCAUGUAAAAGUUGGACCUCGAUGGAAGGGUAAACUAGCAGGCUUGUGUGGAAAUUUUGACAAAUAUACUUCAAAUGAUCUGACUACAUCAAACAACAUGGAGGUGAGAAAUGCACAGGUGUUUGGAGACAGCUGGGUAUUAGGACAGUGCAAGAGUCCAAAUGAAACACUGAGGCCAUGUGAAGUACAUCAGAGCAAAUUUCCUUAUGCAAAAAAGGAAUGCUCAAUUUUAUACAGUGAUCUUUUUGCACCUUGUCGCAAUGUGAUUGAUGUGACUUCUUUUAUCAAAAACUGUCACACAGAUACAUGCAACUGCAAUCUUGGUGGGGACUGUGAGUGUUUGUGUACCAGUAUUGCAGCUUAUGCCCACAAGUGCUGCCAGCAAGGAGCAGCGAUUCACUGGCGAUCUCCUUUGCUCUGUGCUUAUGACUGUGAAUAUUACAACCAAGGUCUUGGUGAAGGACCCUAUAUUUUGGCAAGUUUUGGCAUGCAUGACACAAUUAUAGGGGCUAAUGUAUCCAGCAGAAGGAUAUUUCCCUUACCUAGAACUGGAGCACAUGGAAAUGUAAUUUUCAGUUUCAUGAUAACUCCAGGUCUUUUCAAAGAUAAAGAUUUAUCUCUGUCUCUUGUUUCCCUUGAAUCUGCUGAAAGACCAAACUACUUUCUGUGUGUACAUGACAAUGAAACCAUUGGGUUGGAGCAGUGGCAGGCAAAUGCCUCCUUUCAGAGACGAGCCACCUUCUUCCACCACCAGGGUCUUUGGAGUCCAGGGCUCAGUGCCUUUGAGCUGCACAGUAAAAAAGGUUUUUUCAUCAUUCUCACCUCAUCCAGUCUUAAAGUGGAAAAGUAUGAUGGUUCAGAAGAAUUCAAACAUUUCAGUAGCUUUAGUAUUGAAGAACUCAGUGCUUCUGUGCCUUACAGAAGGAUGUGUGAAUGGCGAUAUGAAUCUUGUGCUAAUCCUUGUUUUAAGACAUGUAGUGAUCCUGAAGGAAUAGCAUGUAAAUUUCUUCCUCUGGUUGAAGGAUGCAUGCCAUACUGUCCAAAAAACAUGAUCCUUGAUGAGGUCACACUUAGAUGUGUUUAUCCAGAAGACUGCAUACCUGUGACACCUACAAAAUCAGAAGUUGGACUGAAACCUUCACUGUUAAUCUCUCACAUGGGUCCUACCACAGAGAGAUUUCCUCAGACACUCCCUGUAUUUGUUACUUCAGGGAACAAAUCGACUCUCAUCGGUGUGACAGACAAAAUAACCAUAAAUGCAAACACAGCUUCAAGGGGAAUGGAUAUGUCGGCACAGUCCAUUACAGACUUUUAUUCAUUGGAAGCUUCUAAUGCAGCCACCUAUUCAACAUUUUCAUUACCAAGUACAGUGGAGCCUUCUGAUGUACUUCACAGUACAGCCAGCCCUACUGCCCUUUCCAAACCCAUCCCUUCAACUGAUUUUCCAGUUCUUUUUCAAGCCUCAGCAGUCACAUUACGUACUGCCCGCUCUAAUGCAUCUAUAACUUUACCCACUACAAUAACAACUCCAACAACCCUGCUCAGUGCGAGUCCUAGUCUGACACAUUCUGCAUUAUUAACACCCACUUCCCUAGUGGUAGUUCCAUUUUCACUCGAAACAUCAACCACUCAGCUAGGACCAGUUCGACCUUCCUCAGCACUAACAACUUUAGCCUCCAAGAUAUCUUUGGUCACUUCUGAGCUGCCUGCAGGGAUUGGGAAGAGUAGGAGUCCUUCAGUAAGUCAUUCUAAGGGAACAGAAAUAAACCAGCCUUCUGUGCCCUCACCUCCUCCUAAGACCACUCAUAUCUCUAAUGUUUCUCUAGGAAAACAGAGUUCUUCGGUAAGUUCUUCAGAAGAAGAUGGAAUGAUAUCAGUCAUACCAGCUGGAAUCAUCACUCAAUCCACUACGCCAGUGAUCACAAACACAACGGUGAAAUCUACAUCCUCAAAAGCACCUUAUAUUUAUGCAAAAAUGUUACCUAGUUCUUCAGCCAGUUUAUUAGUUACUUCAGGCACCACCACCCUAGCCUCUAGGAUUACUACAAAAACUGCUGAUUCUUUUGUUGUCAAUUUGGAUUUUUAUAUGGCUUCAGCUUCAGUUCCUACUACCAUAGAAACACAGAAAUCUUUAUUUACAACUGCAGUAACUCAAGCUUCACAGAGCACUAGAGAAACUCCAAAGAUUAAUAUAAUGGAAACAACUGGUACUACAAAUCCAUUAUCACAGAUGAAGAGUACUUCAUACGUAGCAUCAGCAGUUAAAUACACAACUUCAUUUGAAAAAACUGUGGAUAUUUCAGAAGAUGGUCAGACAUCACAUGAGCAAAAAAAUGCUACCGAGACAAAGACAACCACAACUGACAAAUCUUCCCCACCUUUUUUGCCAGUAACUGCACUUCAAAGUCUGCUCUUUUCAAGAAAUACAACCUCAGUCAAAAAUAUCUCUAUUUCUGGAGUCCUGGAUGUAACAACAUCAGAUAGGUCCAAAAUCCCAACACAGAAACCCAUUACACCUUAUUUUAGUGUAACAGAGGCCACAGAGCUGCAAACCAGAGCUAUAAUAGAUUUAUCUCUUACUAGUGGUGGAAUGGUUCUGCCUUCCUCAUCAGAAACUAUGGCUGUAGCUGACAAGGCUUACUUUGGCACGAUGAUGCAUACACUGAUAUCUACAUCUUCUGAGUGUAUGCCAAGAUACCUCGAACCUGUUGACAAAUGUAGCCAGUAUGUAUGCGUUAAUACGGCUUGGAUGUUAUACAAUCUUUCAAGGAACUGCCCUAAGGAUGUGCAGAAGCCAGAUUGUGGUUUUCGAGGAAUGCCUGUUCAAGUUAACACUGACAGCUGUUGUCCAGAAUGGGAAUGUCCCUGUCAUUGUUCUGUACUGUCUGAACUGAGUGUUAUUACAUUUGAUGGAAAUAAUAUAGCCCUCUGUAAUAUGGCUUCCUAUAUUUUAGUCAAGUUACCAGGAGAAAUUAUUGUUGCUCAUAUUGAAAAAUGUCCUGCUAAUCAGAGUGCAAAUUCAAUAAGAAAGCUAGUGCCACCUGCAAACACUUCAGGACUCUGUUUUAAGAAAUUAAAUGUCACAACACACACUUGUCAAAUACUUAUCAAUCGUUUAGCAAGAAAAGUAGUUGUGGAUUCUGUAAUUCAACAAUUACCGUUUUCAAAAGAAGGACUGAGUAUCCAGGAUACUGGUGCAAUGUAUGUGGUUAAUACCCCAGCUGGUAUUAGCAUCAAGUGGGCUCAUGUUACAGGCAUCAUAGAUAUACAGUAUGGAUUACACUCUAACACAACGAGGAAGACAGAAGGACUUUGUGGGGUUUGUAAUGGAGAUCCUAGUGAUGAUCUGAAAAUGCAAAACAUGACCAUAAUUACGAAUAUGGAGGAAAUUGAAGCAUUCAUCAAGAGUUGGGAAAUUGAGAAAUCACUUGAUGUAACAACCAGGAGGCCAGUAAGAAACUGUACUGAAGAUAACUGCACAUACUGUAUGGAACUGUUAAACAGAAGCAUUUUCAUCCCUUGUCACAAGAAAGUGUCACCACAGGAAUUUUGCAAGAAGAUGUGGAUCAACAGUACUAAUUUUUGGAACUAUGAGUGUGAUGCACUUUCUGCAUAUGUGGCAUUAUGCAACAAGCACAACAUCUGUAUUAAAUGGAGGACACCUGAUUACUGUUCGCUGAGCUGUCCUGAGGGCAAGGAAUACCAGCCUUGUGUGCAACCCUGUGAAGCUAAGACAUGCUUGAAUAAAUGGUUCUAUGAAGAUUCUCCCUGUUCCUAUUUAAGGGAAGAUUGUGUGUGUAAAAAUGGUACCAUUCUGCAUAGAACAGACUCUGACCUCUGUAUACCAGAAGAAAAAUGUACAUGUACAGAUAAUAAAGGACAACCCCGCUCUCCUGGGGAGAUCUGGAAUGGAUCCAUGAGGGGGUGCUGCAUGUAUGGCUGUUUAGAAAAUGGAAGCAUUAUUGCUGUAGAACCUGAGUGCAGUGAGGAUCCACCACCACUCUGCGAAAGAGAAGGGGAAGUUCUACUCCAUGUCAUUGAAGAGAGAGCUUGCUGUCCCAAGAAAGUUUGUGAAUGUAACAUGUCAUUGUGUGAUGCUGCUAUUCCAACAUGCAAACCCAAUGAAAAAUUAGUGGUAGGCUACCACCCCCUGUCCUGCUGUCCACAGUACCGAUGUGAAUGUGAUCCUUCAGUUUGUUUCAAUGCCUCCCAGCCUGACUGCAGAGAAGAUCAGUUUAUUGUUGAAGCAAAACAGGAAGAUCCCUGUUGUUUCUCUCAUCUCUGUGUUUGUGAAUCCUGUAUUGAACCAGUUCCCUUGUGUAGUGAAGGGGAAAUUCUCACUGUAGACCUUAAUACCAUACACUACUGUUGUCCUCAUUACUACUGUGUUUGUGAUGAAAAACUUUGUUCUGAGCCUCCUAUGAUUUGCACAGAUGACAUGACACCUGUGAAGGAAAAAAUACUUGGGCAAUGUUGUCCAGAAUGGCACUGUGAGUGUAGUUGUGAAAAUGCUACCAUGCUGACCUGCAAAUUGGGAGAAGUUAAAAAAAUAGAUAGCAGUGUUUCCAGUGCUUGUGGAUGCACUCACUACAUUUGUGAGAAGGAUGAUGUAUGCAUCUUCCAAGAGGUCACAGUACUGAAUCCUGGGCAGUCAGUGAUUCAGUACCUGGAUGGAGACCUUUGUUACACUGUGCAGUGUUUACAAGAAAAAGAUCAGAACACAGGUUACAAUGCCAUGCAUUUCACAAUGAUGAACUGUUCCCAACAAUGUGAAGCUCAUCAAGUAUAUAUUCCUUCCUUCAGUCUCCAUACUUGCUGUGGUACGUGUCAAAACGUGUCCUGCUCUUUUCAUACAGAGAAUGGAACGCUUAUUGUGUAUGAGGAAGGAAGCACCUGGACUUCAAACUGCACCAACUACAAAUGUGUAAAGACUGCUGCAGGGGCUAUUGUAAUGGGGUCAAGUGUUGUCUGUCCCCCAUUUAAUGACACUGAGUGUAUAAAGAAUGGAGGAAUUGUGGACUCGUAUAAUGAUGGCUGCUGCAAGACCUGCAAAAAGGAAGAAAGGAUAUGCCAGAAAAUGACAAUCAGGACAACCAUAAGAAAAAAUGACUGUAUAAGUCAAAGCCCGGUAAAUGUGGCUUCUUGUGAUGGAAAAUGCCCAUCUGCAACAAUUUUCAAUGUCAAUAUUGAUAGCCAUCUAAGAUUCUGUAAAUGUUGUCGAGAAAUUGGAACGCGAGUCCUGACUGUGCCCUUGCGCUGCUCAGGAAACGGCACCGAAAUUCUGUACGUCAUUCAAGAGCCCAUAGACUGCUCAUGCCAAUGGAACUGAACCUUGCUGGGGACAUGAUUUAGCUUUCACCAGACACAGUUUUUUGGUCACAGUUUUAUACCAUGGAUGGGUAUAAUAUUCUGCAGGGAAAUAGAAAAGGCAUCACUUAUGCUUUAUGAUGUAACUUUUCUCAAAUUUAGCAAAGAUGUUGUUUGUUCUUCAAUUUGUCCUUGAAAAUAUUGGCAAGAAUAGAAAGAAAAACAUAAAUCCUUUUGAAUAAGGUGUAGUUUAUCCAUAAUUUAUUUCUACUCAGUGGCUUUCUGAUGACAUGGUGAAAAAAGCUGCUUAGUAUUUCCAUUGCUUUAAAAUUUUGGAUCAUGGCUACCUAUAAAACUUGAGAAUUUCUCAAACCAUUUCUCAGUGGUUCAUUUACUUAGAGGCUGCCAGUUGAAAACCAUCACCAGUCCUAUGUUUAAAUGGGAAAGAGCAUAUUAGGAUUUUGAAAAUGACUGAAUUAGUUUAUUUUAAAAAUAGUGGGUUCAGCUGUAACAUUUUUUACCUCACUCAAAAAUCCAUUUUUUGUGCAUUAAGCUGUUGCCAAUGAUUGGAUUGUGCUUACACUCUAAGUCACUGAGAAACAACACGACUGUGAUCUGUAUACAGGAAAGCUCUCAAAGUUUAGGAAAUCUCCAGCGUAUAUGGCACAAUCAUAAUAUCUUGAAAUCUUAGAUGUAUUUAAUUUUAUGUAUAUUGUAAAUAUGAAGCAUGACUAGGCACAGGCUGAAGAGUGAUAGCUUUUGUGUGUUAAAAAUAUCUGAAAGCCACUUCUGUUAUGAAGGUUUCCACUUUAUAUCAAUUUUUUAAAUUUUCAGAUAAAAGAAAUUGGCUGUUUGCUACUGUAGAAUAAGAUUAUAUGUAUAUAUAUUUAUUAAAAACCCCACAAUACUGCACAUUUAAAAUAUUCAUAAUGGGUUUUGUCUGUUUUCCAGUCUAAAGAUUCAUGUUCAGUAUAUUUUUGAACUCUUUUUUUUCAGUACAGAUAUUUAGACUAUUGCCUGAAUUUAGGAUUCAAAAUCUUUGAGUCCUGGAAAAAAAUUCAGGUAAAAUAAAUGUUUUAAGGGAUUUAGGUGAGUUAUUCAUGCCCAAUCAAGCUGUAAAUAUCCAUGAUUCAGCACCUUAAGGUGAAUAUCAUCUCCCUUUUACUCAACAUACUGCAUAACCUGCUUUUAAAAAUAAAGUUUAAGCUUGUUUUUAGGACAUUACUCUGCUUUAUAAACCCACUGAAUGAAAUUUAUAUUAAUUAUGACAGUAUUUUCCUUAUCAAUUUUCCUUUGAACUGUGUCAGAAUUGAAACUCUUGUUUAAAAGUUUGAAAAUCUUCAGACAGUUCUGAUUUCAAGCUGUCAUCAUUUAAUUAUGAAAAGGUUGGAUUAUCACAUGGGUUAUUGCAGUGUAAUACAAGCAAUUAAAACUGCCUUAAAAUCCAAGGCUAUUUUUCUACUUUGUGUGAUAAAUCUUUAAUUGUUUGCUCCAUUCAGUUUGAUGGCUUAUAAAGAAAAAUAGCUUAUACAGAGAAAUCUAUCAUUAUUACAAGACUCAUUUACUCAUCCCUAUCAUUAAAAAGAGUGACUUGGUUUAAAAAUUAAGUAGAAAUACAUUGUAAAGUAUUACCAAAAUAUUUAACUAUUAUAAAAAAAUAAUGAUCUACUAAUUAUCAAAAUAAAGUGACACUUUGAGAAAGCCUAUGCUUCAUCUGCAUGUUUUUCUAUUUAUAAGGCAGAUAUUUCAAGCUGUAUUAUAUACCAGGGCCUAGAACUAAAAUAUUCUCUGAUACUUCUGUCAGAAUUUGUGCAUAGAAACUUUUCAUGCAGGCAAGAAAUAGAAGUUAAAUCAUAGUCAUAGCUGUAAUGCUGGUGUACUUGUAUGGCAAAUUAAAGGACAACUUUAUAAAAAACCCUAUACUUUUGAUUUUUUUUUUUAGCUAGAAGUAGGUAUCCCAUACUUGCAUUAAGAGAUUUGGCCCAAAUCUACUUAAUGAAUUUAGCAUUUGAUAAAAAGGAAGCUCUCAAAAUAUAGCAGUUUUCAAUAUAAUAAACAAACAUAUUCAUUGAACAUUUGUGGCCUUUUAUAAGCCAUGUAAGCCAUUUGCUUUUCUAUGAUUUAAAACUGUGUUUGUAAUUGAAAAGAAUUUAAUAAACAUUAUUUUGCUGAGUGAUAA
Molecule: messenger RNA, 11044 nt
Organism: Taeniopygia guttata (zebra finch)
Lineage: Eukaryota; Metazoa; Chordata; Aves; Passeriformes; Estrildidae
Source: RefSeq, a predicted model, not a curated record